AUGCCUCGUAUACCUAUUUACCCUGAAGCGGAACAACUCAUUGCUCUAAAAAGUCGCACAAGGAUAGAAAACAUCCAAUCCAAUGAUAAUUCAGAUGUCUUACCUGCCCAAAAUUCAAAAAGGACAGAUACCAAGAGAAAAGAUACUUUUGAUGUAAUAAAAGCAAAAAAGGAUGGAAAGAGAAGACACCAGGCAGCUAUCUCCGAAACACCAUCCUCUACAAAUGAGCUUCUACAAAUUAAACUUGGUUCAAACCAUCAAAGGUACACUGUUUCCAUUCCUUUUGCAAGCUUCUGUAGAGAGACUCCCAAAAAAGCUAACUCCUUGGAGAAGAUCAAGACAAUAUCAGGUUUUAUCAGGGAAGCGAUAUUGAAAUCACAGCUGUUUGUGAACUACUUUAUAUUGAAACAUCCAAACAAGUUGACCAAUGGCUUUUUUGAGCAAAACUUUUGGCAUACCAUUUCAAGAAUUGUUCGUGCUGGUCCAGAUAAAAUCAAGUCCAUUCUAGUGGACUAUCGAAACAGGCGAAAAGAAAGGCCGAAUGAAGAAAACUUGGACGUUGAUCAACUCACAAAUUCAUUUGUUUAUCUAUCCUCCACUACCACACAUGGUAACUUGUUUGUAGAAGAGAAUGGGUUAAGGAACUACGAACAAUCUCUAUCAACUGCCUGUGAAACUGUUGCAACCAGUUAUAAUAAUUACUAUAUUGAAAAUUUCGAAGAUAUUAUAUGUAAUUACUUCUUCUAUACUCUGAAGAGAAAGUAUCCGAAUGUAAAGGUUGGUUACAUUAAAAACUUGGUGUAUAACCAUGUAUAUGAUGAAAUACUCAUACGUUGUGAGCCAUCCUCUAUACCUGAUGAAAUACUUGGCCAUUUUGAUUCGGAUGUGGCUUCUAGUCUUUCCAGUUUUUUGAAUCCCUUAAUUUUAGAAAUAAAGAACCGUAUGCUCACGCUUCCAGUGUCGAAAGUCAGCUUGAAUAAUGGACCUUUCAAAAUUUUACCCGUCUUAAGGCAUAUCCUAGAAAAGUAUGAAAAUUUGCAUAUGGCACAACCUUCUUCGAUUGACAAAGACAAUGUCAGCAAGUUCGUAUAUCCCAGACUUUUUAGUUUGUUUCCGAAUCCCGGAUUGGGCUGGCGAUUUAUAAAGGUCGACGCUCAGAACCUCACAGGCAUUUUCCCCGAGGCAAAACAAGAAAAGCAAAUCAACGAGUCUCCAUUUAAUCAUAACCAAAGGCAAUUCUUCCAAAUGUUUGAUUUUAAAAAGCUGGGAUUUCGAAGUUGGGAAGAGCUCAAAAAUAUGCUCGAGCAAAGAGGAAGGAUGUUUCUUAAUGGAAUGUACACCGAUGGUUACAUGUGUAGAAUGCUGUUCUGUAGAAAGGUGCUUCCGGCGCCGGCAACAGAUGACGUUUCUCUAGAGGUAAGUGAUUUUACGACCGACAAAGUAGAAAAAUAUUUUCGUCCAUAUACUGUGGACCAAGGAAGAAAGGAUGCCUUUGUCUCUUACUACAGAGGUACCGAUGUGCGCCGCUUGUCCUCUGCUGAGUACUACGGUAUGGGUGGAAAAAUAAAACGACAAAAACUACAGCAAGAGCGUAAAAAAAGCUUAGGCAUUGAAAGAAUUGAAGCAAAUAUGUCAUCAUCGAAAACUGCAUCUCUUCAGCGAUACAUGUCAUAUAUAAAUUAUAUGCUGCAACACAUGGACAUCUUGCUGAACUUUUACAAUUUUGAGGCCGCAAAACUAAAAGGCUAA
This is a messenger RNA of Rhizopus microsporus ATCC 52813, 1749 nucleotides long. RefSeq lists its product as uncharacterized. Bases 1 to 1749 code for a protein of 582 amino acids. Lineage: Eukaryota; Fungi; Mucoromycota; Mucoromycetes; Mucorales; Rhizopodaceae. The record is from RefSeq and is a predicted model, not a curated record. The transcript has 5 exons.